Orbilia oligospora ATCC 24927 is the source of this 1548-nucleotide messenger RNA. RefSeq lists its product as uncharacterized. The transcript is spliced from 5 exons. The record is from RefSeq and is a predicted model, not a curated record. Bases 1 to 1548 code for a protein of 515 amino acids. NCBI's taxonomy places the organism in Eukaryota, Fungi, Ascomycota, Orbiliomycetes, Orbiliales, Orbiliaceae. Gene Ontology annotation, molecular function: iron ion binding; monooxygenase activity; oxidoreductase activity, acting on paired donors, with incorporation or reduction of molecular oxygen.
AUGGGGAAAGGCCUCGAGAUACUCCCCACCGUGGUGCUCAACUCCAAUCUCUUAGACCUCGAAGUGAUCUAUCAACGCUUGCUCCAAGUCGCCGCGAUUCUAGUGAUAGGAUACUUGGUCCUCACUGCGAUUUAUGAACUCUACUUCUCACCUCUGUCCAAGAUCCCCGGACCAUGGUAUGCUGCGGUUUCACGGUUGUGGCUGAUAUACAGAUCGCUAAGGGGGGGUGUUAUUUUUACCGCCUACGACUUACAUAAACAGUAUGGCCCAUAUGUUCGAAUGUCUCCAAAUGAGAUUUCAGUAGCCGAAAUAGAAUCAGUACGAAAGAUACACGCUCCUUCAGAUCCAUACGAGAAGGCAGGAUUUUAUAAGACAAUUGGAAAGGGAUUCAAAACCAUAUUCGUUCUUACAGACCACGAAGAAUACAAACACCGUCUUAAAGCUCUUGGGGGCGGGUUUGCAGCCAUGAAUCUAGCCUUAUUGGAGCCGGUUAUUCGCAAACAUGUGGAUACCUGCGUAUCAAAACUUAAGCAAGAACUCGAUAACGGCAGGAAUCCGGACGUGUUUUUAUGGGUUCAAUAUAUGAGCACCGAUAUCAUCGGAGAGAUCAGCUUUGGGAAAGACUUUGGGAUGUUGGAGAGUGAAACUAUCAAUCCAUUGAUUCGAGAUGCUAUGACAUACCUUGCCCUAUUAGCAAUGCGGGCUUUCGUUCCUUUGAUGCAACUCUUAGAACCGGUACUCUCCCACAUCCCCCAUUCCGGAAUUCAACGUAUUUUCGGCUCUGAACAGCGGAUUCUGAAAUACAGCAAUAACGCAAUCCUCAGUCUAGUCCGCGAUAGCCAGGAUUGCAAAGACGGGGAAGUAAAACCAAAUUUAUUCUCUAAAAUGUUGAGAAACCUAGACAAUCCCAAGUGUAGGUAUAAAAUGACUAUGGAGGAGAUAAGGCAUGAUUCUUUUGGGUUUAUCCUCGGAGGAAGCGAUACAGUCACAAUCACCGGAAGCUUUAUUAUAUGGGCCAUAAUCAGACACACAGAGGUACGCAAAAAGCUAGAAGCAGAGAUCCAGAGCCUCGGUGUUGGUGAUAUUACGGAUAAAAAGCUCCAAACACUGCCAUUCUUAAAAUGUGUGAUACAAGAAGGUGUAAGGAUGUACUCGGCGGCCCAGUUCUAUCUUCCUAGGGCCGUGCCUGGUACUGGAAGAAAGCUUGGACCGUACUUUUUACCGGGAGGUGUAGAGGUUAUAACUCCAAUAUACACAAUUCAGAGAAAUCCAGAUAUCUUUCCUGAACCUCAUGUCUUCAAACCCGAGAGAUGGAUGAAUGCCACGGAUGAAAUGAACGACGCCAUAAUAGCCUUCGGUGGAUCUUCUCGAGGUAAAAACUUGAGUAUGAUGGAGAUGCGCCUUCUCAUCGCUGUCCUAUUGACUGAAUAUCCCGAGGUCGACCUCGCAGAAUCUUGUACAGACGAGAGCAUGGAAAUAGUGGAAUUUCUGUGUAUCAAACCUAGAGGAGGCAAGUGCGAAUUAAAGAAGAAGAAAAUUAUAGAAUAA